Messenger RNA from Megalopta genalis, 1666 nucleotides. It is a transcript of the gene Pus10, whose product is annotated as Pseudouridine synthase 10. Gene Ontology annotation, biological process: tRNA pseudouridine synthesis. NCBI's taxonomy places the organism in Eukaryota, Metazoa, Arthropoda, Insecta, Hymenoptera, Halictidae. The record is from RefSeq and is a predicted model, not a curated record. Gene Ontology annotation, molecular function: RNA binding; pseudouridine synthase activity.
UUUAGGGGUGAUUAUUAACUGUUACGCUGGCAAAACAUGUCGACUUGUCAAACAUUGUAGUUGGUCGACAAAGUUCAAGUGAUAAAAUUCAUAAUGAGCCUUUCCGUCGAAAAUAACAAACGCAUUUUUACCUUUCUGAGGCAACAGAAUUGUUGCUUAAAAUGUUGUCUUCGUUUCAUUGGAUGGAAAUCGUGGGAAUGCUUCAAUGAUCCUGUGAAAUUUGUUAAAUCUCUAGGCUAUGUCGAAGGAGAUGCAGCUAUCAUCGAUGAGACACGCUGCAUGGCUUGUCUGGGGAUUCUUCAAGAUGAAAUGUUAGAAUUAGUCGCUCAGAAAAUACAAACUGAAGUAGAAAAACAGAAUUACGACAGUGAUACGUUUCUAUGUGCAUUGACAGUACCUACAUGCGUGAAUCUCAGAGAACGUGCAUUACAUACGCAAUGUGCUAAUGGACUGGAUCUCACGAAAGACACGUUGUUAAGUCUUAAGUUCAAACUACAGACUAUAAAAGAUAUUUGGAAGCUAGUGAUCACUCCCAAAUUAGAACAGGUCAUUAAUAAGCGAAUAGACUUAACUCCCUCUGCUUUUCUCAUUGAAAUUAUUUUGUCAUAUGAUAAUAAUGAUGAAGAAUGCAGAGCUUUAGAAAACUUUUGUGGAGCUUCAUGCAACAAAAAAAGAAAAGGAAAAAGAGAAAACAAUGUCAAUAGAUUUAGUAGAAGAUGUAUAGAGACUUUACUGAGUAGUACAACGGAUGAAAAGUUCAACCAAUUUCUAAUGACAUUUACAUUUGAUACACCUACAGCCAUAUGUGUAAAUAGUGUCACAUGUAUACACUCAAGUAUUUUUGUAGGAGGUCGAUAUACCAAAUUGUCUAGAGAAAUCAGUCAAACACCGUGGCUUAUAAAUGGUGAAAAAAAAAUGGGAACAUCAGUUCAAGAUAUACUAUGUAAACCUAUUGCUGAUGCUGUAACAGCUGAAUCCAUCAAAUUUUUAUCAUCUGGAAGAGAAGACGUAGAUGUAAGAAAUAUAUACACUGGAAGACCAUUUGCAGUCGAACUAAUUAAUCCUCACAUGACAAAAAUAACAGAAGCGUUAUUGUCAGAUCUGGUCCAGAAAAUCAAUCAGUCUUCUAAAGAGGUACAAAUUACAUCGAAUUUGAAAGUUUUAUCCAGGAAGGAUUUAAGGAAAUUGAAGGAAGGAGAAGCUGUUAAAACAAAAAUUUAUCGAGCGCUUUGCGUUUGUCGCGCUAAGCCCGAGGAUAUGUUGCCUCUUGAAAAAUUGAAUGAUUUGAAAAAAGUCAAAAUAAUUCAAAAGACACCGAUUCGAGUGUUACACAGGCGGCCUCUUAGUCCGAGAACACGUUUAAUAUAUGAAAUGAGAGCUCGGUGGGUAAAGCCUCAAGAAAUACAAACACUAUUGACUACUGUGAGCGAAGAUGCCAACAUGUUUUUCGUAUUAGAUAUUAAAACACAAGCGGGCACGUAUGUGAAAGAAUUUGUACACGGAGAUUUCGGUCGAACGAAGCCUAGUUUAUGCGAGAUUCUUAAAACAGAAGUAGAUAUAGUUGCAUUAGAUGUAACAGGCAUCAACCUAAAUUGGCCUUAAAGAUUACUUUAACGUUCCAACUACCAAAAUGAAUGGAAUUUUAAAUAAAUUACAAAAUAAACAA